Molecule: messenger RNA, 1537 nt
Organism: Lingula anatina
Lineage: Eukaryota; Metazoa; Brachiopoda; Lingulata; Lingulida; Lingulidae
Biological process (GO): proteolysis
Molecular function (GO): serine-type endopeptidase activity
Source: RefSeq, a predicted model, not a curated record
AGGACAGAACACAUCAGAUCAUAAGCCAAGCAACUUGGGAUCACAGCCAUCGUUUAUAUAUCGUCUCCUACUUCUCAAUGCUUUCUUCAAAAAGAUUCAAAGGUGGUCGGCCCCAUGUUGCAUAUUAACCUAUAACUCAUGAGAGUCAAGAAAACUGUGCUAAGUUUCAGAUAAGUCAGUGGGCAAACAUCAGUUCGAUAUGCCGUCUUAUCUACUUGACAAGCUUGGAUCACUCUUCAGAGUGCAAGAUAAGUGUUAUUUACUGUACCAAGAUCACGGGACGUUUGCUUGUGAUGACGUUUUGAUCAAAGUUUAAUAAACUUAAGACGUUCAUCUGCAAUUCAGUCUUGCCCUGUACUUUUUUGGGAAGGGAGUUAGAAAAUUCUACCGAACAACAAAACUGAAAAUGAAGACGAUUUUGUUUCUUUUGGCUGUGCUGUGCUACACCUCGGCUUACAGAGCGCCAAUCAUGAAUGAAUAUUCCAAGACUGCUAUUCCAAAUGAAUACAUCGUCGUAUUCAAUGAAAGUGCUUCAUCAGAUGCAGUCCUGAAGCACAUGAAAACGCUGCCAACACAUCUGCAUACCACGUCCGACUUCGUCAUUGGGAAAUUUCGAGGGUAUGGAGUAAAAGCCGCAAACAAGAGUCAUCUAGAACAUGUACGUAACGACCCAAUUGUGAAGUACGUCGAGCCAAAUAUGCAGGUUAAGGCAUUUUUAUGUGCGGAACAAAAAGGCGCUCCUUGGGGUUUGGCACGCACCUCAACCUUGAUCCCUGACUCGGACCCGGAAUCAGACUCUGACUCUGACUGGAAAGAGCUCAAUCCAGAUUUAUUAUAUGAACAUGACACUACUGGUGGACAAGACGUAACUGUUUAUGUGAUCGAUACGGGAAUAAGGACAACCCAUGAAGAUUUUACGUACAAUGGCGAACAACAAGCUAAAUGGGGAACAAGCACGGUUAUGGAUCCAGACACCGAAGAAGAUCUAAACGGCCAUGGAACUCAUGUUGCAGGUACAAUUAUAGGCCAACACUAUGGCAUUGCCAAAAGAGCAACAGCGAUAGCCGUACAAGUACUUAAUGCAAAUGGCUUUGGUUCAAAUACGGGUGUUAUUAAAGGUAUGGAAUGGGUUGUAAAGGAGCACCAGAAAGCAGGAAAGAAAACAUCUAUUGCAAACAUGUCCUUGGGAGGCGGCUUUACUCUUGCAAUGAAUGAAGCUGUAGACUCCAUGUUUGCCGCGGGUGUCCUUCUUGUUGCUGCUGCUGGAAAUGAUAAUGCUGAUGCCUGCAAUUACUCACCAGCUAGUGCUGAAAAUGCGGUCACUGUUGGAUGCACUGACAUAAAUGACUCUUCAUGCUAUUUCUCAAAUUGGGGGAAAUGUAAUGACAUCUAUGCUCCGGGUUUAAACAUUGAAUCUACUUGGAUUGAUGGAGACUCAGCAACUAAAACAAUAUCAGCCAGUAAUCUGUUAGAGGUUGAUUACAUGGGAGUUAUUGGAGGUGCUCACCAUGAGGGGGUGGACUUGUGUCUGAAGUAA